AUGGAUGUUUGGCAGUUCACGGGGUCUUGGUACAUGGAACUAAAAGAGUGGAGAAUAGGCGAAGAGGUUGUUGGGGCAAGAGUAGGCUAUAAGAAGUUAGUUGAGAGGGUUUUAGGGGUCCUCCACACGCCUGAAACAGAGGACUGGACGCUGCAGGUGAGUGCCACUAGGCCCUGGGACUCCGGAACCUACAAGUGCCAAGUCAACUCACAUCCCAAGAUCUUCAAAGACGUCAAUCUCAGCGUCAUGGACAGACGUCGGCUGGACAAUAGGCUAUACAGACUCCCAGCAGCUGAUCCCGAACACGGGGAAUACGCCACUCGCAUUGUGGGGGAGUCGUCUCGCUACCUCCAGGCGGGGUCGUCGCUCGCACUGGAGUGUGUCGUCACCCACACCCACGACCCUCCACCGGCGCUCCUCUGGUUCCGUCAACAGCGUCUUCUGGACUAUGACUCGCCGAGGGGAGGGAUCGCUAUUAUGCUGGAGAAAACACGAGAAAGGACAACAUCCCGUCUAAUGAUGUCUUCUGUGCAGGUGUCCGAUUCUGGAAAUUACACCUGCGUGCCUAUUCGAGCGCCCCCGGCAUCUGUGUCCGUGCACGUGACCACAGGAGAAAUGCGGGCGGCCAUUCAGCAAAGUGAGUACAGUCACGCCCAGACUGUGAGUCAUGACGCCUCGCGCUUCCUCACUCUCAUCUUCGUGGGAGUUUAUACUUGGCAUCGAUAUGUGAUCCCGCUUUCCUAA
Messenger RNA from Penaeus indicus, 744 nucleotides. Its product is annotated as platelet-derived growth factor receptor beta-like. Gene Ontology annotation, cellular component: neuron projection membrane. Bases 1 to 744 code for a protein of 247 amino acids. The record is from RefSeq and is a predicted model, not a curated record. NCBI's taxonomy places the organism in Eukaryota, Metazoa, Arthropoda, Malacostraca, Decapoda, Penaeidae. Gene Ontology annotation, biological process: synapse organization. The transcript has 7 exons.